UACAUUGGGCCUGAACAAAAAAAGGCGCUCUCCUUGACCAACAUUCAUUUUAUCUACUCUCUCCAUCUCAAAAGCUCUCUCUGACAUUUAUAGAUAAAAAGCUUACAAGGGUUUAUCAGAUUACUGUGGAAAAUUGGAGAUGGCUGGAUUGAAGCCGUUCAUAGCUCUGGUUGUCAUCUUAACGGCCAUAGGAGGGAAAUGGGUUGGAGCCCAAGUCAACCAUGUGGCUGGAGGUGACCGCGGCUGGAACCCAUCUUCGGAAGUCGGUUCCUCGUCCUCCGGCAGAAUCUUCAGGGUGGGAGACAAAAUCUGGUUCACCUACUCGGCAACGCGUGAAAGCAUUGUGGAGCUCAAAAGCAGGGAAGAAUUCGAGUCGUGUGAAGUAAACAACCCAAUCAGGAUGUACACACACGGCUUUGAUGGCGUCUCUCUCAGGGAGGAAGGGAUCCACUACUUCGCAAGCGGGAAUCCUGAAAGUUGCAGAAAAGGCCUGAAGCUGCACGUGGAGGUGCAGCCUCAACAUGAGAUCCAGGCUGUUGCUAUAUCAGAGGCCAUGGCAGCUGGGCCCACAACCCCUUCUGCUUCAGCCCAUCAUGAUGGACUUUCUUAUGUGUUGUUUGUUGGAUCAUUGCUUUGCUUUAUGGGUCUCUAGAACCCACUUGUACUUAUUUAACACUAUUAUUAGGCUUGCUUUAUUUCUCUUAGAUGUUGUGUGGAAGACCUAGAAAUUAUGAACCAUAUAUUAUCUUGGAUUAAUGCGCUCAAGCAUGCUUUGAAAGCUCUUCGAGCUUCCCUUGGUUUGACAAUUAUAUGCAUUAUAUAUAUUUAUUUAAAAGAAUUUAUUUUUCACCUUUUAAGAAA
This is a messenger RNA of Cornus florida, 861 nucleotides long. RefSeq names its product uclacyanin 1-like. The transcript is spliced from 2 exons. The record is from RefSeq and is a predicted model, not a curated record. NCBI's taxonomy places the organism in Eukaryota, Viridiplantae, Streptophyta, Magnoliopsida, Cornales, Cornaceae. Gene Ontology annotation, cellular component: plasma membrane. Gene Ontology annotation, molecular function: electron transfer activity. Bases 140 to 652 code for a protein of 170 amino acids.